AAAAUACCAAACAGUUUUAUAUGAGAUAUCGUCGGAAUAAGAUUUGUUAAAACGGAAACAUUAAAAAAAUAAUUCAAUUAACAAAAAUUAAAAGAAAACAUAAUAUUUUGAAAAGAAAGUCAUAAAUUUUUGAUUUAAAAAGAAACAAAAAGUAACGGUUAAAAGUGAUUUGAAAAGAAAGUUAUUUAAAAGUUUAACAACGUUUCGUUUGCAAAAUAAGCUUAUUCAGUUUUUAUUCCAAACUGAAAUUUUCAAUUAAAAAAAGGAAUAAAAACGAACGUACGGAUAUUUUGUAUAAAAAGAAAAUUUUGCAAAAAGUGUUGUUUUAAAAAUUUUGUGGCAUUUUCAAUAACAAGAAAAAAUGUGUUAAACCAUUAAAAUUUUUAAAUAAAAAAAUAUAUAACAACCUGAAUAAAAACGCCGAACUGAAUUAAAACCUUUUAACUAAGAAAAUAAAAACAUUAUUUUUUGAAAAUAGAAAAAAAACAAAGUUUAAUUUACAACAAAAUUGCUUAAUUGUUAAAAUUUAUAAAAUUUUUAUUUGAAAGCAAAAAAAAAAAAUAGAAAGAAAACUGCUGGUGUUUCUACCGGGAAGUACUAGAUUAUUGUUAUAAAACAAAAUAAAGUAUUUUAAGUGUCCAUUUAUAUACUUAUUUAGUACUAAAGUGAAGUGGUACUUUUUUAUUGUACAACAACAAAAAAACUAAACAGAAAUAAAUUUACAAAAACAUUUUAUUAGACAAAUUGGCUGCUAAAUUGCAAUACAAGUCUGUAACAACUCUUAGUUGUUUUAUUUCAAAAUUGGAAUAUCAGUUAAGAGUUAAAAUCAAAAUGAAGGCUGAAGAAAAAACUGUCAUACCCAGAGUUCGUAUAGCAGUGAUUGGUAAUGCAGAUGUCGGCAAAUCCGCACUUACAGUACGUUAUCUGACAGGUCGUUUUAUAGGCGAAUAUCGCUCAAAUACAGAUUUGUUAUACAAUAAAACAAUAACAUUGGAGACAGGACUGACGGAAGUUGAAAUUGUUGAUGUUUAUGCCGGAAGUGUUGAUGGUGAUGAACAUGAAAAUGAAUUUCCCAUGGAACAAGUUUUAUGGUCAGAUGCCUGCAUGAUUGUCUAUAAUAUAACACAACGUAGCAGUUUUGAAUAUGCGAACAAAUGUUUGGCCGAAUUUAAAUCACUACAGAAUGCACCCACAGCAUAUUUGGUGGGGAAUAAGGCCGAUUUGGAUCAUUUGAGAGAGGUCCAGGAAAAAGAAGGUGCUGCUUUAGCGGCUGCCCAUUCGAUUGGCUUCUGUGAAGUUUCUGUAGCCGAGUAUACACCCACUUUAUAUAAAGCAUUCGAGAAGCUUAUAAUCGAUUCAAAGGCACGGCCACAAAAACAAAAUCGUAAAUUUUCCGUUAGUAAAAUGUUGGGCACACUUAUCGGCAAUAAUAGCUAUAAUCAAAAAACCAUGGCCAUUAAUCAGGGCACCGUAGUGCCCUGUCACAAAGGAGAAUUACACAAGUCAAGAGUUUUAAAAAGACGUCAGGGAUUUACGGCCACCACCAGUCUGUGACCAGCAGCAGCCAAUGAGGGCUGGUAAAUUGAGAAUAUAAAAUAACAACAACAACGUUAAAGCCAAAGAGUAAUAAGACGCCUAAGUAAACACAGGAGAUUUUUUUUUUGUUAGCGAUGGUCAUAAUUGAUUUUGCAAUUGUGAAUAAGCUAAAUUAGCAUUAAUUUUUUUAUAUAAAAAAAUAGAGUUUUAAGGAAAAAAAACAAAUUAAAAGAAACUAUUUUGUAGAUUUUUUAUAUAUUAACAAAUGAGGAAUUGAAAAGUUUUGAGAAGGAAAUAUUGAAGGAUUUUAAUGAAAUUAAAGUAACAAGUACUUGGUACUGUUUUAAUUAAUUUAAUAAUUAUUUUUGCUUAAUUUUAAGUCAAACAAACUCUACUCUACUCAUUUAAGAUAUUUUGUUUAAGUUAAACUUGU
Messenger RNA from Lucilia cuprina (Australian sheep blowfly), 1969 nucleotides. Its product is annotated as ras-related and estrogen-regulated growth inhibitor-like protein. Gene Ontology annotation, molecular function: GTP binding; GTPase activity. The record is from RefSeq and is a predicted model, not a curated record. Bases 832 to 1554 code for a protein of 240 amino acids. Lineage: Eukaryota; Metazoa; Arthropoda; Insecta; Diptera; Calliphoridae. The transcript is spliced from 5 exons.